This is a messenger RNA of Sitophilus oryzae (rice weevil), 981 nucleotides long. RefSeq names its product bromodomain-containing factor 2-like. Bases 46 to 933 code for a protein of 295 amino acids. The transcript has 5 exons. Lineage: Eukaryota; Metazoa; Arthropoda; Insecta; Coleoptera; Curculionidae. The record is from RefSeq and is a predicted model, not a curated record.
AAAUCGAAUUUAUAGGUUUUGAAAUUUGAAAAUAUUUUUUAAAAAAUGGAUUUAUCCGACGAAGAUAUAAUAAAAAUAUAUAGGGAUUUGCAAAAUUGUUCAAACAAUCCACAAACUCGCGAAAAUCUGUAUAAAGAAUUAAAAGAUUAUGAAGCAGAAUUGGAUAAUUGCAGAUAUAAAGACUUUAACUUACAUAAAGAACUAAAGUUGCUGUAUAGCAAUGAUAAUUUCGACAUCACAGCCCAAUAUGUAUGUUUACAAGAAAAAUUGCAAGGCUUGCUAAACGAUACACUGUUGUUUGAAAAAGAGUUUAACAUAUUAAAGACCUCAACAAACUGUGAAAUGCAAGAGUUUGCAGCACAUUAUGAGAAUGAUAAUAAACUACAAACAGAAUUACACGAAUUUAAAUUAGAUCAUAUAUAUGAGCAAAUGAAAGAUGAAAAUGACAGACAUAAUAUAAUAGUACAAAAAUUACAGAGUGAAUUAGAAUUACUUGGAGCAUCAACAGCUUUAGAGGAGGAUGAUAUUGAAACAGAAAUGCGCAAAGAACUGGUGGAUUUAAACAUGAGAAUCAGGCAGAUGCAUCAAAUAAAUUCAAACAUCCAGAGAGACAUAGACGAAAUAAAAAACAAAAAGCAAAGAGAAUAUUAUAACACAGAUGAUGUAAAUGAAUUACAAAACAUUAAAGAAGAAAUAAUUAUAAACUUGGAACCUGAAAAUAAUAAAGAAAAUUGUUCCGAUUUAGUUACAGUGCAAAUGUCUACCAGUUUAAAAAAAUCUUCUGUAGAAAAAAAGAAGAAAAAUAAAAACUUGAAGAAGUUAGAGAUAAUUCAAGCACCCAUAAUUAAAGAAACUAACAGUAAAAAGAAGCGUAGAAAAUUGUAUGACCCAGAUGAUUUAACUUAUUUGGAUAAGAUUGAAUUAAGGGAUUAAAUAGGUUUAUAAAACAAUACUACCUAUUUGUACUUAAAAAUAAAUUUA